This is a messenger RNA of Lolium rigidum, 2583 nucleotides long. RefSeq names its product probable alpha-glucosidase Os06g0675700. The transcript is spliced from 4 exons. Lineage: Eukaryota; Viridiplantae; Streptophyta; Magnoliopsida; Poales; Poaceae. The record is from RefSeq and is a predicted model, not a curated record. Gene Ontology annotation, molecular function: hydrolase activity, hydrolyzing O-glycosyl compounds; carbohydrate binding. Gene Ontology annotation, biological process: carbohydrate metabolic process. The coding region runs from base 1 to 2583 and encodes 860 amino acids.
AUGGGCUCGUCUUCUGCUAACCACGUGGCGCUCCUCGCCUUCCUCGUCUGCCUCCUCCCUCAUUGCGGCUCUGCGAAGCAGCACUCGGGCUAUGACGUCGUGUCGGUGGCCGAGUCCGGGAACAGGCUAUCGGCCGGGCUGAAGCUUGUAGGCGGGACAGCCAAGUUCGGGCCUGAUGUCAAGAGGCUCAGCCUAAGUGCAAGCAUGGAGACGGACAGCAGGCUCCACGUACGCAUCACCGACGCCGACCAUGCGCGAUGGGAGGUCCCCCGGGACGUCGUCCCGCGGCCGGCGCUGCAGGACGUCUUGGUCGAGCCAACGGCAAGACAUGCCGCCUUGCCGAGCAGCCACACCCUCUCCAGCGCGUCCUCGGACCUCACCUUCACCAUCCACACCGCCCCGUUCCGGUUCACCGUCACCCGCCGCUCCACCGGCGACGUCCUCUUCGACACAUCCGCCACCCUCGUCUUCAAGGACCGGUACCUGGAGGUGACGUCGGCGCUGCCGGCGGGGCGGUCAUCCCUGUACGGGCUGGGCGAGCACACGAAGCGGACAUUCCGGCUCCGGCACAACGACUCGUUCACGCUGUGGAACGAGGACCUGGGGAGGUCGGACCAGCUGGACCUCAACCUCUACGGCUCGCACCCGUUCUACAUGGACGUGCGCUCCCCCGGCGGCGCUGCCCACGGCGUGCUCCUCCUCAACAGCAACGGGAUGGACAUACACUACGGGGGUUCCUCCAUCACCUACAAGGUCAUCGGCGGCGUGCUCGACUUCUACUUCUUCGCCGGUCCAUCCCCGCUCGCCGUGGUCGACCAGUACACCCAGUUCAUCGGCCGCCCUGCCCCCAUGCCAUACUGGUCAUUUGGGUACCACCAGUGCAGGUAUGGGUACAAGAACGUGGAAGCCCUGGAGGACGUGGUGGCCGGCUACGCCAAGGCCAAGAUCCCGCUGGAGGCCAUGUGGACUGACAUUGACUACAUGGACGGGUACCAGGACUUCACGCUGGAUCCGGUGAACUACCCGGCCAAACGGCUCCGCCCCUUCGUCGACCGGCUUCACAGCAACGGCCAGAAGUACGUGGUCAUCCUAGACCCGGAGGUCAAAAGGAGCGCGACGCCCGACGAGAAGGACGUGUUCCUGCAGUGGAACGGCAGCACCCUGGUGGGCGAGGUGUGGCCAGGCGAGGUCUACUUCCCGGACUUCAUGAGCCCGCGCGGCGCCGAGUACUGGGAGAGGAAGAUCUCCGAAUUCCGCCGGACCAUCCCCGUCGACGGCCUCUGGUGCGACAUGAACGAGCCGGCCAACUUCAGGGACAUGCCGACGCUCAACGCGCUGGACGACCCGCCCUACCGCAUCAACAACGCCGGCGUGCACCGCGACAUCAACAACCAUUCGGUGCCGGUCUCGGCGACACACUACAACGGCGUCUCCGAGUACGACGCGCACAACCUCUUCGGCUUCCUCGAGGCGCGGGCCACGCACGACGGGCUGCUCAGGGACACGAAGCGCCGUCCCUUCGUGCUCAGCCGCUCCACCUUCGUCGGCUCCGGCCGCUACGCCGCGCACUGGACGGGCGACAACGACGCGCGGUGGGACGAGAUGCGGCACUCCAUCAACACCAUCCUCAGCUUCGGCAUCUUCGGCAUCCCCAUGAUCGGGUCCGACAUCUGCGGCUUCACCGGCAACUCGAGCCAAGAGCUGUGCAGCCGGUGGAUUCAGCUCGGCGCCUUCUACCCGUUCAUGAGGGGCCACUCGGAGAAGAAGACCAUCCGGCGGGAGUUCUACCUGUGGGAGUCGACGGCGAGGUCCGCGAGGAAAUCAUUCGGGACGCGGUACAGGCUGCUGCCCUACUUCUACACGCUCAUGUACGAGGCGCACACCACGGGGGCGCCUAUGGUGCGGCCGCUCUUCUUCUCCUACCCGCACGACGCCAACACCUACGGCGUGGACAGGCAGUUUCUGUUCGGCCCCGGCCUCCUCGUUUCUCCGGUGAUGGAGCCUGGCGCGACCACCGUAGACGCCUACUUCCCGGCCGGCCGGUGGUUCAGCCUCUACGACUACUCCCUCGCCGUCGCCACGCGGACCGGCAAGCGCGUGACGCUCCCGGCGCUAGCGGACGCGGCGAACGUGCACGUGGCAGGCGGCAGCAUCCUGCCGACGCAGCAGCCGGCGCUGACCACGUCGCGCGCGCGCCAAACCGAGUUCCGCCUCCUCGUGGCGCUGGCGGAGAAUGGCACGGCCAGCGGGAAGCUAUUCUUGGACGACGGCGAGUCACCGGAGAUGGGCGGGGCGAGAAGCAAGUGGACCCUUGUGAAAUUCAGCUGCGAUAAGGAGAGCAGGGGCAGCAUCACGAUGAGGUCGCAUGUGGUGCACAACACGUACGCGCCAAGCCGAAAGCUGGCCAUCGGUAAGGUGGUCUUCAUGGGGCUCCAGUCGCCGGCGGCACCAAAGGUCUUUGUCAACGGCGUUCAGCUGAAGGCAGCUGGCAUUAUGUACGGGAGGAAUGGAGUGCUCACCGUCAGAGGCCUGUCCCUGGUCGUCGGAGAGAAGUUCGAGAUCAAUGUCGUCAUGUCACAUUGA